CACGUCUCCCGAGGGAGGCAGAUGGAGGGAGGCCGGCCUUCGCCUUUAAGAGCACUCUCCUGCCACCCCUCCCUUUCCCCAGAGGCGAGCUUCAUCAGGCAGGAGCCAGAGGCCAGAGAAAGAGCGUGCAGCUCCAGAGGCGGCCGCUGACAGCACCAGCAUGUCUUACAGUGUGACCCUGACUGGGCCUGGGCCCUGGGGCUUCCGUCUGCAGGGGGGCAAGGACUUCAACAUGCCCCUCACUAUUUCCCGGAUCACACCAGGCAGCAAGGCAGCCCAGUCCCAGCUCAGCCAGGGUGACCUUGUGGUGGCCAUUGACGGCGUCAACACAGACACCAUGACCCACCUGGAAGCCCAGAACAAGAUCAAGUCUGCCAGCUACAACUUGAGCCUCACCCUGCAGAAAUCGAAGCGUCCCAUUCCCAUCUCCACGACAGCACCCCCAGUCCAGACCCCUCUGCCAGUGAUCCCCCACCAGAAGGACCCCGCUCUGGAUACGAACGGCAGCCUGGUGGCACCCAGCCCCAGCCCUGAGGCGAGGGCCAGCCCAGGCACCCCGGGCACCCCGGAGCUCAGGCCUACCUUUAGCCCUGCCUUCUCCCCGCCCUCUGCCUUCUCCUCACUCGCCGAGGCCUCUGCCCCUGGCCCUCCGCGGGUCAGACUGAGGGCCAAGACCAGCCCGGACGGGGCCCGGGACCUACUCGGCCCGAAAGCCCUGCCGGGCUCGAGCCAGCCGAGGCAAUAUAACAACCCCAUUGGCCUGUACUCGGCAGAGACCCUGAGGGAGAUGGCUCAGAUGUACCAGAUGAGCCUCCGAGGGAAGGCCUCGGGUGUCGGACUCCCAGGAGGGAGCCUCCCUAUUAAGGACCUUGCCGUAGACAGCGCCUCUCCUGUCUACCAGGCUGUGAUUAAGAACCAGAACAAGCCGGAAGAUGAGGCUGACGAGUGGGCACGCCGCUCCUCCAACCUGCAGUCUCGCUCCUUCCGCAUCCUGGCCCAGAUGACAGGGACAGAAUUCAUGCAAGACCCUGAUGAAGAAGCUCUACGAAGGUCAAGCACCCCUAUUGAGCAUGCGCCAGUGUGCACCAGCCAGGCCACCACCCCGCUGCUGCCCGCUUCUGCCCAGCCGCCUGCUGCUGCCUCUCCCAGUGCAGCUUCGCCACCCCUGGCCACAGCUGCUGCCCACACUGCCAUCACCUCUGCCGCCACCACAGCCCCUGCUUCAAGUCCUGCCGACAGCCCAAGGCCCCAGGCCUCUUCCUACAGCCCAGCAACGGCCGCCUCUUCAGCACCUGCCACUCACACCAGCUACAGUGAGGGCCCCGCCGCCCCUGCACCCAAGCCCCGGGUUGUCACCACUGCCAGCAUCCGGCCUUCUGUCUACCAGCCAGUGCCUGCAUCUACCUACAGCCCGUCCCCAGGGGCCAAUUACAGUCCCACUCCCUACACUCCCUCGCCUACCCCUGCCUACACCCCCUCACCUGCCCCUGCCUAUACCCCCUCGCCUGCCCCUGCCUAUACCCCCUCGCCUGCCCCCACCUACACUCCAUCCCCAGCACUAGCCUAUACCCCUUCGCCUGCUCCCAACUAUAACCCCGCACCCUCGGCGGCCUAUAGCGGGGGCCCUGCAGAGCCUGCUAGCCGUCCCCCCUGGGUGACAGAUGACAGCUUCUCCCAGAAGUUUGCCCCGGGCAAGAGCACCACUUCCAUCAGCAAGCAGACCCUGCCCCGGGGGGGCCCAGCCUACACCCCGGCGGGUCCCCAGGUGCCACCACUUGCCAGGGGGACCGUCCAGAGGGCUGAGCGCUUCCCAGCCAGCAGCCGGACUCCACUCUGCGGCCACUGCAACAACGUCAUCCGGGGCCCAUUUCUGGUAGCCAUGGGCCGUUCUUGGCACCCUGAGGAGUUCAACUGUGCCUACUGCAAGAGUUCCCUGGCAGAUGUGUGCUUUGUGGAAGAGCAGAACAACGUUUACUGUGAGCGAUGUUAUGAGCAAUUCUUUGCCCCACUCUGUGCCAAGUGCAACACCAAAAUUAUGGGGGAAGUGAUGCAUGCCUUGAGACAGACAUGGCACACCACCUGCUUCGUCUGUGCGGCCUGCAAGAAGCCUUUCGGAAACAGCCUCUUCCACAUGGAAGAUGGGGAGCCCUACUGCGAGAAAGACUACAUCAAUCUGUUCAGCACCAAGUGUCACGGCUGCGAUUUCCCCGUGGAGGCCGGCGACAAGUUCAUUGAAGCCCUGGGCCACACCUGGCAUGACACCUGCUUCAUUUGCGCGGUCUGCCAUGUGAAUCUGGAGGGGCAGCCGUUCUACUCCAAGAAGGACAGACCCCUGUGCAAGAAGCACGCACACACCAUCAACUUGUAGGCGGCUGAGGCCGCCUGUGCUGAUGAGGCCCAGAGCUGCUCCUGCUGCUGGCAACAAAGGAUUCGGGAGGCUGAUGUUUCUUCUGAGGGGAACAGGGAGAGAGAGGAAGCAACUGAGCCCUUUGGAAGUAUAAUUUUAGGUUUUUUCUUCUGUACACAAAUCGUGUAUUUGCAUAGUUCAGACUAGGAGCCAAAUGAAGACUCAAAACCAAGCUAGUUAUUAAUCUAAGACUGGAAUUGUGCUUCAGACAUUUAGAGCAGAAUUCCAAGAACUCAAAAGUGAAAAGCAACAAGCAGCUUUCCCAAAGCGAUACACUUCCUGCGGUCACCAGAGGAGGACAGAGCUCAGAGCAGCUGUGGAGAAUCUGAAGCAUUCUGUGGAGUUCUUAAGCGCUCCCCUGGCAAACAAAUUGAAGUGCCAAACAGCACUCGCUGCAGGGUAUUUUUAGAGUCAUAGCUGAGAGCUUGUUAGCUAAGACCCAUUGGGCUUUCCUCACCAAAAAAGGAAGUGUUAUUCCAUUACUAGCGUCAUGGAGCUACCUCUGCGCAUCAGACUUCAGACCUUGAACAAACUUGAAACAUUCUAAUGGGAGCCCGGACGUCCAAAGAGAUGUCUUCUGGGAGCCACUGGGCAAUUGCCAGGGCUCCAGGAAGGGCUCUGGCUCAGGUUGCAGACAGCUGAGAAAAGAUGGCCCUGUCAGCCACCCUCUCGCAGUCUGAAACAUCCAAUGUCCCCAGAAGGCUUAGCUCCUUUUUGAAUUGUGAUGGGAAAGUAGAAUUGGGUUUUUCCAGUUUUGCUCUGUGGUGUGUGAGAGAUUUUUUAAAGGCUCUGGGUUGUCUUUGGCCUUUGUUUAGCUUUAAGAGGUUUCGUUAGUAUGAGUGUCCAGUCGUGUGCAUGAAUUUCACCCCAACCUGUGACUGCUCACUUACGAUGUCUCCCCCAGUACCCUCCAUCUCAAAUAGGCUUGGUGGCCUGUGGAAAAGAAGAGAGACAGAGAGACAGUGUCUGAAACAGGAUGGCAGAAUAGGCUCACAUGCCCAAACUCUGGGUGGGGAAGAGAAAACUUACUUUCUGCCACCCUCAGUAAGAACACACGAGGAGGCAGGACCUCCCACCUUCAGGUCUGCACCAUCCAUUUCAAAUGUUCCUUAAAAUGCAGCACACUGAGUUUGUACAACUGUGUUAGCUGCUGGAAGGAACAGAUGCACUGAUAUAUAUGCAUUUGCUGUUUUGGCCAAUAUUUUGAAAAUGUAUGAGCUGAGUUGAUCUAGCUAUUAUUUAAGUAUUUAUUGAAGUAGAGGGGCCUUCAAACUACUUUAUGAUACUAGUGAUAGUUUGAGUUAGGUAAGCAUCUUAAAGCUGUUUGGUGAUAAAUAAGGCAGUUUAGAUUCUGUGGUUGGAAAUAGUGUAGUCACUUUCGUCUUUAGGAAGCCCUGAUAAUAUGCUCAUCGAAAACAUGGCAUUGAUGCAGGCAGUUUGCAUGAGUGUUUCUCACUUGAGCACGCUAUUUAGGCUGUCUUCCAACUCACUCUAUUCUGUUCUUACUCCUGUUUUGGAUUUUUCUCUUUGCACGUUUGAAAUAUUUUAUGGGAAUGUAUUAGAACUCUUUUCUUCUAAGGACUGAGACUUCCAGGGGACUGCCAUCUUACCUGAGUGUCUCCUCUCCAUUAGGGAGAAGGAAGCAGCUAGCUGUGUCCCUAGCUGCAGGAAGCCCCUAUUUUUUUCCAAGUAGGAAGCCACCAAUCUCCCCCAGGGAGCACCAGGGAGGGACAUGGAUGUGCUCCUGCCACAGGGCCCUUCCUACCUUUGGAUCUGCGAGAAGGUGAAUACACAGCAGCAGGCAGAGUAAAAUCUGCUGGGACUGCCUGGAGAUUUUUCAGGAGUUGCAGACAAAUACCUUGGAGCAUUCUGUUAUUUUUGGAAAGUUCAAAUAGGCCAGGACAAGGAGGUUGCUGACUGUACUGACAGGCCCUAAGUCGUUUUCUCCGAAAACUAUCUAUUCAAUUGUCAGGGACUGGUCUUGAGGAAAGAAAGAAAGAAAAAAAACGUUCCCUAGAAUUCAGUUUCCAAAAUCUCUUUUUAAAGGUUUUACACACACACGCACACACACACAUACGAUCAUUAAAAAGCAUAUGAUCAUUAAGAAGAAAAGUGAAAUAUCUUAAAGGAUAGUUUUACCACAGUCCUUUAUUGAAUCAAUUUUUCUACAUUUCAGAGCAAGUAUAGAUUCUGAGGGACUCUUAUUUGCCAAAAAAAAAAAAAAACAAAACUAGCAAAAAAUUUUAAAAAAAAAGAAAAAAAAAGAAAAAAAAACCCAACACUUAAAAUGUAGCAGGAAAAGAAGGUAGUUUUGAGUGUGGUUCACUCAGUGUCUGUGAGUCUGGUGUAGUGUCAGGAAUAAGGCUGUGUCUAGCUCAAGUUUACAUUGUGGAUGUCCUACAACACCAACAAAAUUUUUCAUAAUCCAUGGUGGGGAGCACACUUUGGAGCUACAGUUCUUGUCUCCUCAUUGUUGACAUUAAUUUAACAUUUAUAGGCCAGGUGCCGUGGCUCACGCCUGUUAUCCCAGCACUUUGGGAGGCUGAGGCAGGUGGAUCACCUGAGGUCAGGUGUUUGAAACCAGCCUGGCCAAUAUGGUGAAACCCUAUCUCUACUAAAGAUACACAAAAUUAGCCGGGUGUGGUGGCGGGUGCCUGUAGUCCCAGCUACUUGGGAGGCUGAGGCAGGAGAAUCUCCUGAAUCCUGGAGGUGGAGGUUGCAGUGAGCCGAGAUCAUGCCAUUGCACUCCGGCCUGGGCAACAAGAGUGAAACUCCGUCUCAAAAAAAAAAAAAAAAAAAAAAAAAAAGAUAAACACAACUUUUUGCAAUGGAGUGACAUAUCUGCAGCUUAUAUCUGCAGUGUUUGUGUUAGGAACCUAGCUUUUAUAAUGUUAACUUUUUAACUCAGUAUUCUGGCUUUGGGACUUUUUGUUUUGUUUUGGGUAAGAUUUCAGAAGUGGAAUGUAGCCUGUUAAAAGUGUGCACAAAAAUAUUUUGCAUGUUUUUUUUUCCUCCUGUGUGAAUUCUACUUUUUAGCAAAAAUAAAAGCCCCCCAAAGGAUGUGCAAAUACA
Molecule: messenger RNA, 5479 nt
Organism: Macaca mulatta (Rhesus monkey)
Lineage: Eukaryota; Metazoa; Chordata; Mammalia; Primates; Cercopithecidae
Source: RefSeq, a predicted model, not a curated record